Molecule: messenger RNA, 2098 nt
Organism: Camelina sativa (false flax)
Lineage: Eukaryota; Viridiplantae; Streptophyta; Magnoliopsida; Brassicales; Brassicaceae
Source: RefSeq, a predicted model, not a curated record
AAAUAUGGCUAAUCCUUCGAAUAUUGAACUUGUGUACCCAAAUCGCAAAAACUUUUACCCGGUUAAUGGAGUCACUACUCAGGGUUGGUUCGCGAUUGAUUCCACCUUGAGAGAUCUACAGAAUGUAGCCUUAUUUCGAGGAAUACCAUCGCGAUCAAAUAAGUUCGAUGGAAAUGGAUAUACGAUUCUGACGAUUCAAAAUGUAGCCAAGCAGAUUAAGCCACAAGGAGGUUUUUGGUUAAAUGCUCAGCACGAUGCAUUCUACGAGCAACACAAUUUAAGCAUGAGUAGUUUUAUAGUAUCAGCCUCAAGAACUGUUUCCAUUAAUUUCAUAUCUUCCCCUGAAGUGAAUUUCUUUAUGAAAAUUGCUGGCCAUUUCAAGCAUAACGGACCGAGCUUUGUGUUCCAGUUUCUUGCAAAAGAAGAUUUCGAGCCGACCACAAACCAAACAUACGGUUCUAUCUUGAGUAACCUAACGUUUGUCAAGACGUUUUCUUCAGGGAUUCUUGUUCCCAAGUCAUAUAUAUUGCAACUUGAUAACAAGCAGUACUUGAUUCCACAUACAUCCUUAGUUCAAGAUGCUCACAAAGCGGGAUUAGAAGUAUAUGUGUCAGGUUUCGCAAAUGAUGCUGAUAUUGCUCAUAACUACAGUUUCGAUCCAGUGUCUGAGUAUCUAUCUUUUGUGGACAAUGGCGAUUUUUCUGUCGAUGGUGUGGUCUCUGAUUUUCCCUUAACUGCAUCUGCAUCCAUUGAUUGCUUCUCCCACAUUGGCAGGAACGCUACGAAACAAGUGGAUUUUCUUGUAAUAUCAAAAAAUGGUGCGAGUGGGGACUAUCCUGGAUGUACGAACUUGGCAUAUGAGAAGGCAAUCAAAGAUGGUGCUGAUGUUAUUGAUUGCUCGGUCCAAAUGUGCAGCGACGGUACACCCUUUUGCUCAAAUUCUAUCGAUCUCGGGGAUAGCACAAUGGUCGCACAAACUCCUUUCAGAAACCGUCUAACAACUGUUUCUGAAAUUAGCUCAAAUGGUGGGGUAUACACUUUUAGUCUAACAUGGCCUGAGAUCCAAAAUUUGACUCCUGCUAUUUCAAACCCUUACAGGUCAAAUAGUAUGUUAAGGAAUCCGAAUGAGUCAAAUUCUGGAAAUCUUAUUUCGCUUUCUCAAUUCCUAGACUUGGCAAAGAACUCCACAUCUCUCUCCGGUGUUUUGAUCAUUGUUGAGAAUGUAGUGUACCUGAGAGAGAAGCAAGGGCUCGACGUUAUUAGAGCGGUUCUGGACACACUCACAGAAACUGGUUACAACAACAUAACCACAACAAAGGUCAUGAUUCAGUCUACGAACAGCUCGGUUCUACGGGAAUUCAAAAAGCAGAGCAAGUACGAGACUGUCUACAGAAUUGAAGAAACCAUUAGUGAUAUUCUUGACUCGGCUAUACAAGACAUAAAGAAAUUUGCUAACGCUGUUGUCAUCGGAAAAUCAUCAGUCUUUCCCGCCACUAAAAGGUUUCUCACUGGGCAAACCGCGGUUGUUGAGAGGCUGCAGAAGUCUCAGCUUCAGGUUUAUGUGGAACUAUUUGAGAAUGAGUUUGUCUCUCAAAAACUCGACAGCUUCUACGAUGCAACUAUUGAGAUAAACACAUAUACCUAUGGAUUCGGUAUCAACGGAACCAUCACCGAAUACCCUUUCACAGCAGCAAGAUACAAACGGAAUCGAUGUUUGGGCAGAAAAGUAAUACCACCUUACAUGUCAGCCAUUCAACCCGGUGACCUCUUAAAUACUCUUGUGAGUCCUCUGUCCUUACCUCCGGCCGAAGCUCCAAACCUUGUUUUCACAAAUGUUGAUGUCAGUGAGCCACCACUACCUCCGGUAGCAAAAGCAUUAACCUCAUCAACCAAUGCAGGAGCACAUAGCGGACAAACCCGACUCCCUAUUUUUCUCUCUGGUUUUUUUGCCUCUCUUCUACUUAUGUGAGCAACGCUAGAUCUCAUCUCCUCUCUGUUUUAUAAUAUCUUUAGGCCUCGCGUGUUUUUCCUUGGGUAAACUCAGUCAAAUCUUAAUUUGUAGCAACCAUAUUUUUCAUAAAAAUUCUUAUUCACUCUU